AAACAGAGUGGCCACGGUAAUAACCGCUCAGGCUCUGCUCGAAAUCUCUCUCUUUUCCUGCAAAUUUCAAGCUCUAUUUGAACUCUCUGAAGACAUAAAAACACUCAUCCUGAUUCUUUUCCUCUUUCUUCAAUUACAAUCUCUUUCUCUCUCUCUCUCUCUCUUAAUCGGCGAUUAUAUAAUAUAAUAUAUAUAUAUAUAGGUGCAUAGUGUUGCUCCAUUUGCGUUCUCUCUCUCUCUCUCUCUCUAUCUCUACCGUUUUGAGAUGGAGAGCUUGCCGACGACGACGGCGAAAUCGGAAAGACGGUGGAGAUCGAAGCCUCUUCAGAACUCCAGACCUACGCUCCUAUUAGCUUUCUUCUCUUGCGUGGCUUGGCUCUAUGUCGGCGGACGGUUGUGGCAAGAUUCGGAAAGUAGAGCAUUGCUCGUUUCCCUUCUCAAGCGGAACGCAGACCAGAGACCAAAGGUUCUUUCAGUCGAAGAUAAGUUGACAGUGCUUGGAUGCAAAGAUCUGGAGAGGAGGAUUGUGGAAGCUGAGAUGGACCUGACAUUGGCAAAGAGUCAAGGAUACCUGAAGAAUCAAUUGCGACAAAGUGGAUCUUCUUCUGCCCAACUUCUAGCUGUUAUUGGAGUUUAUACAGGGUUUGGUAGUAAAUCGAAGCGCCAUGUCUUCAGAGGAUCUUGGAUGCCGACAGGUGAUGCAUUGAGAAAACUCGAAGAAAAAGGAGUAGUCAUACGUUUUGUAAUUGGUCGGAGUGCUAACCGGGGUGAUAGCUUAGAUCGCAUUAUUGAUGAGGAAAAUCGCUCGACAAAGGAUUUCCUAAUUCUUGAUGGUCAUGAGGAGGCUCAAGAAGAGUUGCCGAAGAAAGCAAAGAUCUUCUUCAGUACUGCCGUUCAAAACUGGGAUGCAGAAUUUUACGUCAAAGUUGAUGAUAAUAUUAACCUCGAUCUUGAGGGGUUAAUUGGACUUCUUGAUCGUCGUCGUGGUCAAAACAGUUCUUAUAUUGGAUGCAUGAAAUCGGGAGAUGUGAUAUCUGAGGACGGAAAGCCUUGGUAUGAACCGGAGUGGUGGAAAUUCGGAGAUGAGAAAUCGUACUUCCGACAUGCAUCUGGUUCACUUAUGAUUCUCUCCAAGAAUUUGACUUUGUAUAUUAAUAUUAACAGUGCUUCCUUGAAGACUUAUGCUCAUGAUGAUAUAUCAGUGGGUUCAUGGAUGAUGGGUGUCCAAGCAACAUAUAUAGAUGAUAGUCGCCUUUGCUGCAGUAGCAUUAGACAAGCUAAGAUCUGCUGGGCGAAUCUGUAUUUGACAAUAUUAGUGAACUCUUUCCAGAUAAGGUGUGUUCUCUGGCAUAAAGAAAGGAGAUAACUUUAUAUCGGAAGAAACAUGUAGAAAUCCUUUCGCAGGUUGUUGAUCUGGGUUUUCGGAAAGUUGUUCUGGGCCAUCAGCAUUACUUGUGGAUCAUCAUUUGCACAUCUAUGUGUCAAAAAUUUGGUAGAUUACAUUUUACAGGGACUGGCAGGAAAUUCUUUGUAGGAUACAUAUACACAGAUUCAGUUUUUGUAUGAAACAUUGGAAUAAUUCGGAACAGUAUAAUAUUUUUUCAAUCAAUUGCUUU
This is a messenger RNA of Ziziphus jujuba (common jujube), 1616 nucleotides long. RefSeq names its product hydroxyproline O-galactosyltransferase HPGT3-like. The transcript is spliced from 12 exons. Gene Ontology annotation, cellular component: Golgi membrane. The record is from RefSeq and is a predicted model, not a curated record. Gene Ontology annotation, molecular function: hexosyltransferase activity. Lineage: Eukaryota; Viridiplantae; Streptophyta; Magnoliopsida; Rosales; Rhamnaceae. Bases 266 to 1366 code for a protein of 366 amino acids.